AUGAAAUUAACAACAUCAUCGGCUUUAGCCAUAUUAGCCUACUCUGCUUCAGUUAAUGGAUUUCAAGCCGUCAAGGCGUCUUCAGAAAAUGAACAUGCCGUUGUUUUAAAAAGAGAUGCUUCACCUCUUGAAUUAUCUCAAUUAAUUCCAGAAGAUGCUCUUAAAAAUAUUAACUGGGAAGCCUUAUUAGCUGAGUUAGAUGAUAUAAAGAUCAAAAGAGAUGUACUUGAUGUUGAAAUUUCUAAAAGAGAAUACAAGAUUGUUACUGAUGUUUUAGCAGCCAUUAACCAAACUCAGUUAGCUCCACUUAUUCUUCAUUUCUUUGCUACAGAUGCAACUUUCCAACCAAUUGUUAUUGAUGCGGUUGUAUUCUUACUUAAAUCUGGGAUAAUAAACUUCACUGCCCUUUUCAAUGCUUUAGAUGAAUCAAACUUAGUUGGUAACGUCAUAGAAGAUCUUAUUGCUGAUUGUGACCUUUAUGUCAAAUUAUUCAAUGCUGCUAAAGAUAUUAUUGGAAACUUGGCACAGAUAGUAAAAGAUAAAAUUGCUAAUGGUAUUGGUUCCUUAGUUUCCAAGAGACAAGUUAUCCCUUAUAAUCAUGACCUAUUAGACAUGAACAAAAGAGAUAUUGAUUUUAAUAAUGUCGUUGUUAAUUUAAUGGAAUCCUUAUAUAAUUCAGGUUUGGCUACUUCAGUAGUGAAGGAUAUUCUUACUGAUUCAAGUUAUAUCCCAUUUGCUACAAAUUUACUUAAAGCUCUUAUUAGUAAUAAUGCAUUACCAAUUGAUCAAAUUAUUGAUGCUUUGAAGGACACAGACUUUGCUGUAGAUCUCUUCAAGCAAUUAUUAACUAUUCAAAAUGCUAUCACUAUUGCUGAAAAUGCAUUUGCUGCAUUUGCCGGAACUUGUGCUGCUUCUGAAGCCCCAGGAGGUUCACCUACAACUGUAACUUCAGGCACUUCAAGUGGACCAACUUCUCUGCCAGGAACUUGUAAGAGAAGAAGAAAGAGAUCACACUACUAA
Scheffersomyces amazonensis is the source of this 1020-nucleotide messenger RNA. RefSeq lists its product as uncharacterized. The record is from RefSeq and is a predicted model, not a curated record. The coding region runs from base 1 to 1020 and encodes 339 amino acids. The transcript has a single exon. Lineage: Eukaryota; Fungi; Ascomycota; Pichiomycetes; Serinales; Debaryomycetaceae.